Molecule: messenger RNA, 2272 nt
Organism: Cololabis saira (Pacific saury)
Lineage: Eukaryota; Metazoa; Chordata; Actinopteri; Beloniformes; Belonidae
Product: matrilin-2-like
Exons: 12
Coding region: 152-2272 (706 amino acids)
Molecular function (GO): calcium ion binding
Source: RefSeq, a predicted model, not a curated record
GCGGAGGGCUGAGCGCUGCAGAAGGACGGAGGGCUGGGAUAAACUGCAGGAUUUAUACUUGUGGAGCUCCUCUCUGCACUCAGUGUGGGGAUUUCUUUGCCGGAGCUGAAAGGUUAUUUGUUCUGAUAAGAAGUUGUCACAUCUCGUCAGGAUGAGGUCCCUGGCCCUCGGCCUCUUCUGCCUGUUGUGCUGCAAUGCAGCGCAGCUGGACAGACGCCGCCGCAGACCCAGCACAGCCACAGGGCACAACGACACCACAGUCCAAAACAAGACAGCGGAGAAUCCAUGCAAAGCCAUCCCGCUGGACUUCGUCUUCGUCAUCGACAGCUCCAGAAGCAUCCGCCCCAACGACUACGAGAAGGUGAAGACCUUCAUCAUCAACCUGCUGCAGUUCCUGGACGUGGGCCGUGAGGCCACGCGCGUGGGCCUGCUGCAGUACGGCAGCGUGGUGCAGCCCGAGUUCUCCCUCAGCACCCACACCAGCAGGGCGGAGGUGGAGCAGGCCGUGGCUGGCAUGAAGCACCUCGCCACCGGGACCAUGACCGGCCUGGCCAUCCAGUACACCAUGGAGACGGCCUUCACCGAGGAGCAGGGGGCCCGGCCCCUGAGCCAGCACAUCCCGCGCAUCGCGAUGAUCGUCACCGACGGGAGACCUCAGGACACGGUGGAGGAGGUGGCAGCUCAGGCCAGGCAGGCUGGCAUCCAGAUCUUUGCCAUCGGAGUAGGCAGGGUGGACAUGAACACCCUGAAGGCCAUAGGGAGCGAGCCGCACUCCGAGCACGUCUACCUGGUCGCCAACUUCAGCCAGAUUGAAACUCUGAUCUCAGUGUUCCAGUCCAAACUGUGUGGAGGUUCAGAGAUGUGUAAGGUGUUGGACCAUCAGUGCCAGCACAUCUGUGUGGACGUCCCUGCCUCAUACAGGUGCAAGUGCAGGGAAGGCUUCACGCUCAACCCGGAUGGGAAGACCUGCACAGCUGAAGACACGUGUGCAACAGUGGAUCACGGCUGUCAGCACUUCUGUGUUAACCUUCCCGACGGCUACGAGUGUCGCUGCCGGCCAGGAUACGACCUCACCGUAGAUCUGAAGACCUGCAACAGAAUGGACUUCUGUGACCUGGGAAACCACGGCUGUGAGCACAGCUGCAUCAGCGUUCCACAGUCCUACAUCUGCAGGUGCAACAGCGGAUACGUCCUCAAUUUGGAUGGCAAGACUUGCAGCAAGAUGGAUUACUGUGCCGAUGGCCUUCAUGGAUGUGAGCAGGAGUUCAUGAGCACGGACGACUCCUGUGUUUGUAAAUGCAGAAAAGGUUACACACUCAGACCGGACAGGAAAACCUGCAAAAAGACGGACCACUGUGCUGACAGGAAACACGGCUGCGAGCAGGACUUUGUGAGCACGGAGGACUCGUGUGUGUGUAAAUGCAGAGAGGGAUUUGCCCUGCGACCCGAUGGGAGGACGUGUCAGAGUGUGGAUCUGUGUCAGACGGUGGCCCACGGCUGCGAGCAUCAGUGUGUUAGCACCGCCGACUCUUACGUCUGUAAAUGUUUUGAUGGAUUCGUGCUGGAUGACGAUGGAAAGAGCUGCAAAAAGCCAGAGUGCCACGACGGAGUGAUGGAUGUAGUUUUCGUGAUCGAUGGCUCCAAGAGUCUGGGCCCUGCCAACUUUGAGCUGGUCAAGCAGCUGGUGAACAGCAUCGUGGACUCGUUGGACGUGUCCAGGACCGGCACACACGUAGGCCUCAUUCAGUACUCCACCAAGGUGCGCACUGAGUUUACACUGGCCCAGUACACGAUGGCCCAGGACAUCAAGCAGGCCGUGGCCCGCAUGCAGUACAUGGGGAGGGGCUCCAUGACGGGUGCCGCCCUGCGUCACAUGUUUGAGCUCAGCUUUUCCGCCAAAGAAGGCGGCAGGCCAAACAUGCCACGUGUCGGCAUCGUGUUCACCGAUGGAAGGGCGCAGGACCGCGUCUCUGAAUGGGCCAGUAAAGCAAAGGCCUCUGGCGUCACAAUUUAUGCGUUGGGCGUUGGCAAAGCCAUUGAGCGGGAGCUGAGAGAGAUAGCAUCAGAGCCGGAGGAGAGUCACCUGUAUCACGCCGAGGACUUCAAGAAAAUGGGUGAAAUUGCAAAGAAUGUCAAGGCCAGCAUUUGUAAAGACAAACCAGCUGAUGAAAACAUGUGCCAAUGUGAGAACUUAAUGAUGUUUCAGAGUCAAGUCACGGAGAAACUGAAGAACCUGGUUGAAAAUAAUAUCCUUUUUCUUUUGUGGCAAUGA